Messenger RNA from Colletes gigas, 4164 nucleotides. It is a transcript of the gene Rev1, whose product is annotated as DNA repair protein REV1. The record is from RefSeq and is a predicted model, not a curated record. Gene Ontology annotation, molecular function: damaged DNA binding; DNA-directed DNA polymerase activity; deoxycytidyl transferase activity. Gene Ontology annotation, biological process: error-free translesion synthesis; error-prone translesion synthesis. Bases 435 to 3884 code for a protein of 1149 amino acids. The transcript is spliced from 7 exons. NCBI's taxonomy places the organism in Eukaryota, Metazoa, Arthropoda, Insecta, Hymenoptera, Colletidae. Gene Ontology annotation, cellular component: nucleus.
UGUGUUUUCAUUAUAACAUCGGAUAUUCGAAUAAAUAGGUUUAAAAUAGUACUCGAAAGGAAAUCAUGUAAUUUGAAUAUUCAGUAAAGCAGCUAAUAAAGCUAAAAUGAAGUGACCUUGUGUCACAUUCAACACCGGCCGCGAAUGUGUGAACGGAAUUGAAACGUUACUGAAAUAAACAAUUUUUAUUUAAUGCGUCACGAUAACAUAUUUACGCUUUUUUAAAUAUUCUUUUUACAGAUUUAAAUGUUAUUUUGAGUUAAAUAGAGAUGUUUCACGAAGUAUUUUUUUUAAGAAGGUUAUAAAAAGUGGAGCUCUAUAAAUACCGUGUAAAAGAAGCAUUUUAUUUAAUUUAUAACGCUUAACAAAUUAAGACAUAAUAUAUAUUAAUCAGUAUGAUGAUUACGUCUUAAAAUUAUACACUUAAAAAUUGCAUGGUAAUUUUAUUUUAUUUAAUAUUUAUCACAAUGUCGAAAAAGAAAAAAGACGAUGCUUGGGGGGAAAAUGGAUUUGAAGAUUGGGGCGGCUAUAUGGCUGCUAAGCAAGCAAAAUUGGAGGAACAAUUUCGGAACGUUGCAAACAAAGAGUUUAAGCAUGCAUCGAAUCUAUUUAAUGGAAUUGCAAUUUUUGUAAAUGGUUACACAGAUCCAACGGCAGAUGAACUUCGUCGUUUAAUGAUGGAAUAUGGAGGUAUAUACCACCACUAUAUGAGACCAGGAGCUACAACCCAUAUCAUUGCAUCUAAUUUACCUUAUUCUAAGAUAGUAAUGUAUAGAAAAAGUCAACAUCCAAUUCCUAUUUGUAAACCUCAAUGGAUCACAGAUAGUAUAAUGGCUGGUAGGAUUUUAAAUAUUCAAAAUUAUUUACUUUAUUCUAAUUGUACAAACAUGCAACCCCAAUUGAAAUACAAAAUAGAAGCUACAAAAACUAGGACAAAUGUUGAAUUUGAUAUACAUGAUAAGAUGCAAACAGACAACAUGUCAAAAAAUGAUAAUGAUAAGAAAAGUGAAAUAAUAAAAAGUAUUAGUACCAAUCAAGAUAAUACAAAUGUCCCAGUAGUUCUCAAUUCAAGAGAUGUUCUUUCUACAAAAAAUUCAGAAUUCCUAUCUGAAUUUUAUAACCAUUCUCGAUUACAUCACAUCUCAACAAUGGGAGCAACAUUUAAAGAAUAUGUUAAUGAAUUAAGAGAUAAAGGCAAUGGAAAAUUUCCUGGGUUAACUAGAUUGAAAGAAUUACGAGAUAUAAAAUUAACUAGAUCAUUAUCCGACACUCAAUCCAGUUUUAAUAAUGAAAUGCUCUAUUUACAAGAGGAGAAUAAGACAGAAAUUAAUGAAGAAUCUAUUAUAAUGCAUAUUGAUAUGGAUUGCUUUUUUGUUUCGGUGGGUCUUAGAGAUAAGCCAGAAUUAAAAGGUCUACCUGUUGCAGUAACGCAUGCAAAAGGUAAUAAACGCUCUGCAAGUAGUAGUAAGGAAGUUUCAAGCAACAAUGAAAAUGAAAAUGACGAACAUGGUUCAAUGUCGGAAAUAGCAUCUUGUUCCUACGAGGCAAGGAAAGCUGGGGUAAAAAAUGGCAUGUUCUUAGGGGAAGCAUUAAAAAUAUGUCCCAAUUUAAAAACAAUAACAUAUGAUUUUGAAGGCUACAGAGAAGUUUCCUACACAUUGUAUGAUACUGUAGCAUCGUAUACAUUAGAUAUCGAAGCAGUCAGCUGUGAUGAAAUGUAUGCAAACUGUGCAUUAAUACUUCAUGAAUCUUGUUUAACACCAAUCGAGUUUGCAGCUGUAAUCAGGCAAGAAAUAAAAAAAAAAACAGGUUGUCCUGUAUCAACAGGAUUUGGAAACAAUAAAUUAUUAGCAAGGUUGGCAACUAGAAAAGCUAAGCCUGAUGGCCAGUAUUAUAUAAAACCAGAACAUGUUAAAACAUUCAUUGGUACCUUCAACGUACAAGACUUGCCAGGAGUUGGGUGGACAACAACACAAAAAUUAAAUAGUAUUAAUGUGCAUACUUGCGCAGAAUUACAGGCGAUUUCGCUAACAAUGUUACAAAAGACAUUUGGUAAAAAAAUGGGGGAAAUGCUGUAUAAUAUGGGUCGUGGUAUAGACAAUUCAAAACUUAAUUUAGAACAUGUUAGAAAAUCGGUCUCCGCUGAAGUUAAUUAUGGAAUAAGAUUCGAAAGUAAUAAAGAUGCAAUAGACUUCUUGAAAAAGUUGUCCGAAGAAGUAUGCAAUCGAUUGAAGAACAUUAAUGCAAGAGGUAGAUGUAUUACAUUAAAACUUUUAGUUAGGUCUAAAGAAGCGCCAAAAGAAAGUGCAAAAUUUAUGGGUCACGGAUUGUGUGAUUAUAUAACAAAAUCAAAGAAUCUUAUCGCUGCUAUCGACGACGUUGAUAUCAUAACGAAGGAAAUCAUCACGCUUUGGAAUCAAAUACAAAAAGUGCCUGAAGAUGCAAGAGGCAUUGGCAUACAGAUAACCAGACUAGAAAUACUGAAAAAUAAAUCGCGUGAUACACGCUUAACAAGUUUUAUUAAUAAAAAUAAACAAUGUGAUAAAAUAAAUAGAAGCAGUGAAACUCAAUCUUCAGUACAUCCAAAUUCUAUCGCAUUCGUCCAUGAAAGCGUAAUUCUUGAUAAUCAGCAAAAAAUACGUGUUCCGACUAGUGUAGUUCCUUCUGAAUUUUCAGAAAAAAUUCAAACUAAAAUUCUAGAUUUUAAUGAAAACAAGAAUUACAUUACUGUAACAAAUAAUGAAAAACAAUCUAAUAGUAGCGCAUUAGAAGUUAACGAGAAGAAAUCAGAAAAAUGUAUACAAACGCUUCAUGAAAAUUUUUUUAAGCAAACUAAACCUGGUAUUUCAAGAUCAACAAAAGUAGAAAUGCCACCAAUAGAAGACAUCGAUAUGGCCGUUUUAAUAGAACUACCUGAAGAUAUACGAAAUGAAAUACUUAAUGAAUAUAGUGUUAAAAAGAAUCAGAAUAGACUGAAUAUUAACAUAAAUCGAGACGAUAACUGUGCAUCUUCGAUAUGCACAUCAGACAUCACAAAACUUCGUCGCAAUGAAGAACAAAAUAUAUCUUUUUCACAAGUCGAUCCAGAAUUUUUAGCUGCAUUAUCCGAAGAUUUAAGACACGAUGUACAAAUGUACUGUAAGGCUAAAAAAGCAGAACGUUAUCCAAAAAUAAAAGAAGAUGAAACAUUGCGUAACCGUGGAGAGGCAAGAGUUAAAAAUAUUACAAAAGAAAGCAAAAAGAUUGAGCGUAUUUCGAAAACAAAGAAUAAUAGUAAAAAUUCUAAAAUAACAUGUUUCAAACAUAACAGAAAGAAAGGUAUACAGGCUGCGUUCAAAAGUAUAGAAAAUAAAGAUGAGCGUGAAAGUACAUCAGAUAAAAAAAUCAGUAACAGUGUUUCAAAUCCUAUAAUACCUUGUCUGAAAAGGAAUGAAUCUGAUGAAAGUCGAAUUAGCGCAGACGAAACUGCAGCCAUCCUUUCUCAUAAUCGAACUAUAACGGAAGAUAAUGAAAGUGCAAUUGGGCAUCAAGACAUUUUAAUUGAUCUUGUUAAUCGCUUACUUAAUUUACCUCUAGAACAGUUUCAGGUGAAGAUGCAAAUAAAAAUCUGGGUCACUAAUUCUAAAAUUGUGAAUGAGGUCGAUUUCUUAUCACUUGCAACAUUUCUUAGCAUGCUUCCAGUGAAGAAACGCAUCGAAGAUUUACACGUCUUGUUGAAAACCAUGCAUAGAUGUAUGACAAAAACUGGAAAUUGCAUUUGGCAUAGGACAUACAGGAAAACAGUAAAAUACGUUCAACAUUAUAUGCAGAUUGAAUACAACAGCAAUCUAAUGGUACCAUCAAUCAAAUGCAACCUUUUGCAGUGUAACAAUGAUGUAAUGUAAAUUUUUCGGAAUUUAAUAAAUUAAUAUUUUUACAAUGAUUAAUAAGAAACCUAUUUACAAGCAAACAUGAUACUUACCUUCAAUUUUAUUGAACACAGUAUCAGUAUUUUUUUUAGAUAACAUAUUAAUUUACAAUCAAGAACAUAUGUUUUUGAAAGAAUUUUGCUCAAAGGUUUCAUAUAAAUCGGUAAGAAGUCAUAAACCUCGAAUUCGUACGUAUUUUUGUAAUAUAUAUAUAUAUAUAUGUAUAUAUAUAUUUUUUUUUAAAUAUACUUUUUAC